ACCACAUGGUCUCACCCUCUUUCUCAGACCAUAGCAGAUUCAAGGAACAUGCUUGGAAAACUGCUAACCCCGUCCAUAUUCCCCCUCUCAAACCUCUUCCUUUCAACUACGAACUGAACAACCAUCACCCACCACCCAAAAGAUAUCAUUUUUACAAACAUUCAUCAACUUUCGCACCUUUUCCCGUCAAAAUUUCUUUCCGGGCAUCUCUUCAGAAUGUCAAGUUUCCCCAACACAGUGUCGGAAGCCCGGAGGUCCGGCAAGGCGCCGGAAAAGUCCUCUUUUUCUCAGACUUGCAGUCUCUUGAGCCAGUUCUUGAAGGAGAAACGAGCUUCUGGUGAUUCCGCUCUUGGAAUGGGUGGGAAAAUGGAACCUAAAGCCAGUACGAAGGAUUUGUUUGGCAGCCUGCAAAACUCAGAUGGGGCUUUGAAACUAAGCGCUUCUGCCAUGGAUUUUCUUCCCCAGCUUGUGGAAAACCCCUGCAUUAAGAAGUCUAAUCUUAGAUCACCGGUUCCUGAAUCUCCUCAAAUGACAAUAUUCUAUGCUGGAAAAAUGUUGGUAUUUGAUGGUUUUCCACCGGAGAAAGCAACAGAGGUCAUGGAGUUGGCCACCAAGCUGGCGUUGGACACUUCCGGCGCCGAUGAAACUCCCCCCAGUGCUCCGGUUACCACCAAAGAAUUGGCUGAGACCAAAGUGCCUCAAACAAACACCUCAGAAACCCCUAAGCCAGGAAGCCAAGGGGUUGGUUCAGAUAUGAGGUACCCUAGAAGAGCUUCACUUCUAAAAUUCCUCGAGAAAAGAAAAGAAAGGGUUAAUGCGAGAGGGCCAUAUCAAGUGAACAAUCAGAAAGCAGAAGGAAGCAGUUCAGGUGGUGAUCCUGAAGAUCAAUGUUCGAAACAGUUUGACCUUAACUUGUAGAUGUUUACCUCGUCACGAACUUAGGAUAUACAGGCUCUGGUCAACCAAAAGCACCUAACUACAUCAUCAUCGUAGGCCUUCUGAAGAUUGCUGUGGCCUUCAUACGAAUUUAUCAUAUAAGAUUAUAUAUAUAUAUUUGUAUUUAUUAUUAUUAUUAUAUUAUUUAAUCAACUAGGUCCUCUCCUCUGUGGACCAAACCAGAGAUAAAUUUUAGUGAUAUUACUCAGAUUGGUUAGCUUAAGAAUGUUUAAAGUUACUACUGAGUGCAUGAUUUUGAUAACUUUCGAUUAUUACAAACUCGUUUCUACA
Vigna unguiculata (cowpea) is the source of this 1227-nucleotide messenger RNA. Its product is annotated as jasmonate ZIM domain-containing protein 1-like. NCBI's taxonomy places the organism in Eukaryota, Viridiplantae, Streptophyta, Magnoliopsida, Fabales, Fabaceae. Gene Ontology annotation, cellular component: nucleus. Gene Ontology annotation, biological process: regulation of defense response; response to wounding; regulation of jasmonic acid mediated signaling pathway. The record is from RefSeq and is a predicted model, not a curated record.